AUGCCAUCUUCUUCAAGAUUGAACGAACCUGAAGAUGGUGAAUUACCAGAAGACAACCUACCUAGCAGUUCCACUGCCCCACCUCCCAAACUGAUACGUCCUGCCAAACCAGCUAAACAAUGGGUUAAUGCAUUAUCCAAGCUCAAUGUUGAUUCCUCUUCAUCCUCCAAACUACCUCCUCCCCCUCCUCAGCAAUCCGCUACGACUUCUACUUUUACAUCUGCAUCAGGAUCAUCUGUUCGAUCACGUUCACCUGGUAAAUCUCUGAAUCCUCACGGUUUACCACCUCGACCUUCGGAAAGAUCACCGAGACACAAAGAAAGUGAUAGAGAGGAAAGGCGGAAGGAAAAAGAUAAAGACAGGGUAUAUGAUGAUUAUGAAAUACCACCUUCAACUUCUCGAUCAAGAUAUUCACCGUCGCCGCAACAUCGACGAGAUAGAGAAGAUAGGUAUAGAAAUGAGUAUGAUAGAGGAAGAGAAGAUAGAUAUUGGUUAGAUGAUCGAGAUAGGGAUAGGGAUAGGUACAGGUCGGACGAUAGGUAUAGUAGGGGACGUGGUCAUGGUAGACACGAUAGGGAAGAAGCUGAAUAUACUUCGGCUUGGGGUCAGUACAAUAAGCAUAGGGACUCGAUAUUGAAAGAAAGAUCAGUCAGGUCGGAAGAUCAUUAUGAUGGUACGGGUACUAGAUCACCAGCGAGAAGAAGAGGCGACUCACCACCGCAGUCUGAGUAUAGAAGAUCGGAUAAGGAAGAACAGCAUAAGCGAUCACAUGAUACGCCUUUGGUCAACCCAUAUUCGAAGCAGGAUAUACAUCGAAAUGGUGUAUUCAGCAAAAGCAGAGAUCUUCCCGAAGUUUUUCCCGAAGUUGGAAAGCAUACAACACUGCUGGCUGAAAAUGAUCUAGAAAAUAAAGAUCGAUCUGCACCAAUACGGAUAUUAAACCGACCUACUCAUACACAGCGUUCGACAGAUGAAGAAAGCACUCCUUCUGUUCCUACCCCGCCCACCAACAACUCCCUGCCACCACCCUCACCACCUCCUCCAGUAGACGAGAACGGGGUCGCCCCUCCAGUAGCAUCGCCUCCUCCCCCUCCCCCAGACUCCCCACCACCACCACCCGAGCCACCGACGGUAGAUGUCCCUCUUCAAGCGGAAACAACAGCUUCUCCAUCCAAAUCACGGCCACUAGUGGCUAAAGCAGAACAGACUGCUAAUCCAUAUGCACCCAAGCCGAUACCCCAUGCGCCCAAUCGGAAUCUUCUAGACCCACCUACGAGAGCGGCUACUCCUACAGCCAAGAAGGAACUCAACACGAAUGAUUCUCAUGCCGAUAGUCAGCGGUUCAGAAGUCUGACUGCAGAGGAAGAGUUGAAGAAACUUGGCAAGACGUUCGAAGGGACUACGACGCUAGCGGCUUAUGAUCUUGGAGCGAAGUUGGGUGAAGGCACAUUUGGUGUCGUGACGAAAGGAGUAGAAAUCGCUACGAAAAGGGUGAUAGCGUUGAAGAAGCUCAUCACGCAUAAUCCCAGAGACGGCGUGUCCGUAACAACAGUGCGAGAAAUCAAGAUCUUGAAAAGUCUCAAUCACCCUAGCGUAGUACCUAUCUUGAAUAUGGUUGUGGAACGAAAAAUACCUGGAGAUCGAAGUAAUCGAGGGGAAGUUUUCAUGGUCUUCCCUUAUAUGGAUCAUGAUCUGUGUGGCUUGUUGGCCAAUCAGGAUUUUAAGAUGACUCAUUCGAUGGCGAAGCUGCUUAUGCGGCAGAUACUGGAGGGUAUCGACUAUAUACAUCUUAACAACUUCAUCCAUCGAGAUAUCAAAACCGCCAACAUCCUGGUUGACAAACAUGGUCAAAUCAAAAUUGCCGAUUUCGGUUUAGCUCGAUCAUGGACUCACGACGCUUUGAUGCCCCCUCAUCUGGCUAACGAAUAUACGAACAUGGUUGUCACACGAUGGUAUCGAGCUCCUGAAUUGCUCUUGGGUGAUACACAUUAUGGCCCUGCAGUGGAUAUCUGGUCAUUGGGGUGUGUAUUGGGAGAGAUGUAUUUCCGACAUCCGAUAUUAGCCGGUGAUUCAGAUCGAGAUCAACUAUAUCAGAUAUUUUCAAGAUGUGGUCCACUCAGUCAGGAUUCUUUCCCUGGGUGGGAUAGGUUACCUGGUUUCCCCGAGGCUGUCGGUCAUCCAUGGGAAAGGACGCCGGUAGAUACUACCUUGUUUGAUUCAGCACCUAAAUGGGGGAUGGAUCAAGGUGGAGCAGACUUGAUGAUGAAGUUGCUCAAGCUUGAUCCCAAACAACGUCUCACAGCCUACGACGCGCUCGAUCACCCGUGGUUCUGGACUGCUCCUCUACCUGCGGAUCCUAACAAGACAACGAUUAACGUAGAGUCAUCACAUGAGAUGACCACUCGUCAGAAACAGGAACCUGUAGCUUCACAAGCGAUAGCGCCUGCCAGACCACCUCGUCAGCAUCAGCAAAUUCCCUUUCAAUCUCGUCCGCCUCCUUCAUACGGUGGUCCACCUCCCGGACCUAGACCUCAGCAAGGGUAUCAGCCUGGUCAGCAGGGAUUCAACAAUUUCGGCCCACCAGGCCAGAAUCAGCAAGGAGGAUAUCCACCCCCUGGUCCUCUUCCGAUGGUUCAUGGUCAAACUGGAGCCGGCUAUCAACAACAGAAUGGGAACCCUUAUGGACCUCCUAUGGGUGUGGGCAUGGGUAUGGGCAUGCCUAUGCAACCUCAAAUGGGAUUCAAUGGUCCUCCACCAGGCCAAGGUCCAUUCGGUAGAUCUCAGACCAACGGUCCGUAUGGACAACAGCGCCCACCAUCUCAACAAGGUAUGGGUAUACCUACAGCACCAUUCAAGCUCAGUGGUUCCGGUGGGGGAGGCGGAGGUGGACCACCAGCUGCACCGUUCAAAUUGACUGGGAAUAACUUUAGACCACCUGGAAGAUCAAUGACUCAAGGUAAUUUCCCUGCUAACGGGAAUGGGGUUGGGAAUGGGAAUGGGAUGAAGAGAGCUCCUUCAUCUGGUGGGGCGGAAGGGUGGAGGGAUGAGAAGAGGAGGAAACAUGAGGGAGGAUUACCGUACUAG
This is a messenger RNA of Kwoniella mangroviensis CBS 8507, 3084 nucleotides long. RefSeq lists its product as uncharacterized. Lineage: Eukaryota; Fungi; Basidiomycota; Tremellomycetes; Tremellales; Cryptococcaceae. The transcript is spliced from 7 exons. Gene Ontology annotation, molecular function: ATP binding; cyclin binding; RNA polymerase II CTD heptapeptide repeat kinase activity. Gene Ontology annotation, biological process: protein phosphorylation; positive regulation of transcription elongation by RNA polymerase II. The coding region runs from base 1 to 3084 and encodes 1027 amino acids. The record is from RefSeq and is a predicted model, not a curated record. Gene Ontology annotation, cellular component: cyclin/CDK positive transcription elongation factor complex; nucleus.